AUGUCGUCCGCCACCGAAAAGCACGUCGAAAUCGCCUCCGAGGCCGCAGCCGUUCAGGACAACGCCGAUGAGGCUCCUCAGGGCUUCUUCGGCCGCGUCAAGUCGGCCUUCAAGAGCACCACACGCUCCGGCCGACGUGAGGCUCAGGCCAAGGCGCUCGCUGCCGAAAAGGAGCGUCAGCGCAACGUCGACCCGCGCCCCUUCCCCUUCCGUCCCAUCGAGCUCGCCGACCUCCUCGACCCAAAGAGCGUAGAGAAGCUCCGUGACAUGGGCGGUGUCAAGGGCGUCCUCGCAUCCCUCGGCACAGACGAGCACCGCGGUCUCGACCUCGGCGGCGUCAAGGCCAUCGAGUCCGGCGCCGCCCACCACGACAUCGAGAGCACACCCGCCAUCGCCGACCCCACCAACCGAGACCCCAACUUUGUCAACGCCUCCGAAGAGGACCGCGUCCGCGUAUUCGGCAACAACACGCUACCCGAGCGCAAGUCCAACAGCCUCCUCCUCCUCAUGUGGCUCGCCCUCCAGGACAAGAUCCUCAUCCUCCUCUGUAUCGCCGCCGUCAUCUCGCUCGCCCUUGGUCUCUACACCGAUUUCGGUACGCCCCCCGAGCAGGUCGCCUGCACCGUCAACGGCGUCGAAUCCAUCUGCGACGCCGCACAGGUUGACUGGGUCGAGGGUGUCGCCAUCCUCGUCGCCGUCGUCAUCGUUGACCUCGUCGGCUCCGUCAACGACUACCAGAAGGAGCGCCAGUUCAAGAAGCUCAACGCAAAGAAGGAGCAGCGCGACGUCAAGGUCAUCCGUCAGGGCAAGCCCGCCCUCAUGUCUGUCUACGACGUCGUCGUCGGCGACAUCCUCCAGCUCGAGCCCGGUGAGAUCGUCCCCUGCGACGGCAUCUUCCUCCGCGGUCACAAUGUAAAGUGCGACGAGUCCGGCGCCACCGGCGAGUCCGACAUGAUCCGCAAGGUCACCUACGACGAGUGCAUCCAGGACCUCGAAGAGGCGCGCCGCACCAACUCCAAGCCCAAGAACCGCGACUGCUUCCUCAUCUCCGGCUCCAAGGUCCUCGAGGGCGUCGGCGAGUACGUCGUCAUCGCCGUCGGCUCCACCAGUUUCAACGGGAAGCUCAUGCUCUCCCUCCGCAGCGACGCCGAAGACACCCCGCUCCAGUCCAAGCUCAACCGCCUCGCCGACCUCAUCGCCUGGCUCGGUGGUUCCGCCGGUAUCAUUCUCUUCACCGCACUCAUGAUCCGAUUCUUUGUUCACCUCGCCCAGGAGCCCGACCGCACCGCCAACGACAAGGCGCAGGACUUCAUUCAGAUCCUCAUCAUUGCCGUCACCGUCGUUGUCGUCGCCGUGCCCGAAGGUCUGCCCCUUGCCGUCACGCUCGCCCUCGCCUUUGCCACGAAGCGCAUGACAAAGAUGAACCUCCUCGUCCGUUUGCUCGGCGCCUGCGAGACCAUGGCCAACGCCAGCGUCGUCUGCACCGACAAGACCGGCACGCUCACCCAGAACGAGAUGAGCGUCGUCGCCGGCAGCAUCGGCGUCAACUUCAAGUUUGCCGACCGCCUCGAGGCCAACCGCAAGCGUGUCGAGACCGAGCACGACUCCUCCGCCAACGCACAGACCCGCAUCGUCGAGCAGAACGAGCUCAACAGCGCCAUCAGCACGCCGCUCCAGAAGCUCCUCAACGACUCCAUCGCCAUCAACUCGACUGCCUUUGAAGAGGACGCCGAAUCCGCCUCCGACGAUGCGGCUGUUAGCCCCGUCGUCGCUGUCAAGAAGCACGGCAUCUCUGGUCUCCUCAAGUGGAAGUCGAGCAAGAAGGCCGCCACCGAGGAAAAGAAGAAGGACAUUGGAUUUGUCGGCUCCAAGACCGAGACCGCGCUGCUCAAGAUGGCCAAGGAGCUCCGCUGGGAGGACUACCGUGCCUCGCGAGACCGCGCCGAGGUCGUCCAGAUGAUCCCCUUCAGCUCCGAGCGCAAGGCCAUGGGUGUCGUCGUCAAGCGCCCCGAGGGCGGCUUCCGCGUCUACCUUAAGGGUGCCAGCGAGGUCCUCACCCGUCUCUGCACUCACCACGUCGAGGUUGAGGGCCAGGAUGCCGACGCUGUUCACGUCGAGCCGCUCGAUGCCGCCAAGCUCGACAAGGUCAACUCCACCAUCACCGGUUUCGCCAACCAGACGCUCCGAACCCUCGCCCUCGUCUACCGUGACCUCGAGGCUUUCCCGCCCGCCGACGCCAAGUAUGACGAGUCGGGCGAGGUCGAGUACGCCUCGCUCGCCCAGAACCUCACGCUUGUUGCCAUCGCCGCCAUCGAGGACCCACUGCGACCCGGUGUCACCGACGCCGUCGAAGCUUGCCGCCGUGCUGGUGUGCAGGUCAAGAUGUGCACCGGUGACAAUGUGCUCACCGCCAAGUCUAUCGCCACCCAGUGUGGUAUCUAUACUCCCGGUGGCAUCGUCAUGGAAGGCCCCGUCUUCCGCAAGCUCAGCCGAACCGACAUGCUCGAGGUGGUGCCAAAGCUGCAGGUGCUCGCCCGAUCCUCGCCCGAGGACAAGAAGAUCCUCGUCGAGACGCUCAAGAGCCUCGGCGAGGUCGUCGGUGUCACCGGCGACGGUACCAACGACGGUCCCGCGCUCAAGACAGCCAACGUCGGUUUCUCGAUGGGCAUCGCCGGUACCGAGGUGGCCAAGGAGGCCUCGGACAUUAUUCUCAUGGACGACAACUUUGCCUCGAUUGUCAGCGCCAUCAUGUGGGGCCGCUGUGUCAACGAUGCGGUGCGCAAGUUCCUCCAGUUCCAGCUUUCCGUCAACAUCUCGGCCGUCAUUGUCACCUUUGUCACCGCCGUCGCGUCCGAGGAGGGCGAAUCGGCGCUCAAGGCGGUGCAGCUGCUCUGGAUCAACCUGAUCAUGGACACGCUCGCCGCACUUGCGCUCGCCACCGACCCUGCCACGCCUGAACUGCUGGACCGCAAGCCGGACCGCCGCACUGCGCCGCUCAUCUCGACCGACAUGUGGAAGAUGAUCGUGGGCCAGUCGAUCUACCAGUUCACCGUGAUCCUGGUGCUCAACUUUGCCGGCAAGUCGAUCCUGGGCAUGAACGGUACCACCGAGGCGGCGAUCGCGCGCGAAGAUACGGAACUCUCUGCGCUGGUGUUCAACUCGUUCGUGUGGUGCCAGCUGUUCAACCAGGUCAAUUCGCGUUCGCUCAACCGCAAGCUCAACAUCUUCAGCAACCUGCACAAGAACCCGUGGUUCCUGGGCAUCAUGGCGAUUGAGAUUGGAUUCCAGAUCCUCAUCAUGUUCGUUGGCGGUGCGGCGUUCUCGGUGAUCAAGCUCACUGGACGCGACUGGGCGGUUUCGAUCGUUAUCGGUGCGGUAUCGUGGCCGCUGGCGGUGUUGAUUCGACUUAUCCCCACGCAGCCCAUCGAGGAUCUGCUGAUUAGGUGGAGGAUCAUGUCGGACCCGAACGCGCUUCCUGCGACGUCUGGCGAUGUGGAUGGAUCCGACGACGGCAAGAAGGACACGCGCGCACGCACGUUCUCCGAAUGGCUUCCUGCGGUGGGUCAGGUUGGCGAGCAGCUCAACUCGUUCCGCGGCAUUCGCAGCGGCCGUAUCCGCGCCACGCCGAGGAUCUACGAGUCGCGCGCACACCAGCUCAAGUCGGCCAACAUCCACCACCAGAGCAUCCUCGCCAUGGUCCCCGGUUUUGUGGUUGCCAGCAUCGGCGGAAACUGGCGCUCCGAACCGCAACGGGAGACCAAGAAGACCCAGCAGAAGGAGGUGGUUCAGGACGGCGAAACCGUCGAUACAGUCACGCUGUUCAAGGACGGAAAGCUGACCUUCCAUCCCGAGACGAGUGAGGAUGACGAUCUGCUCAGGAGACUCAAGUCUGCAACCAGCAGCAAGUAA
This is a messenger RNA of Moesziomyces antarcticus, 3909 nucleotides long. RefSeq names its product calcium-translocating P-type ATPase. Bases 1 to 3909 code for a protein of 1302 amino acids. Gene Ontology annotation, biological process: intracellular calcium ion homeostasis; calcium ion transmembrane transport. The record is from RefSeq and is a predicted model, not a curated record. Gene Ontology annotation, cellular component: membrane; intracellular membrane-bounded organelle. The transcript has a single exon. Gene Ontology annotation, molecular function: ATP binding; P-type calcium transporter activity; ATP hydrolysis activity. Lineage: Eukaryota; Fungi; Basidiomycota; Ustilaginomycetes; Ustilaginales; Ustilaginaceae.